AUGAGCCAUUCAAAACACCUGGUUCUCGUUGGCGGUGGCCACGCUCAUGCGCAAGUCAUCAAAGCUCUGAACAAAGCAAGUCGGUCUAAGGAUCUGAAAGUGACUCUCAUCGAUUCACAAAAGUCAGCAAGCUACAGUGGCAUGGUUCCUGGGUGCGUUGCCGGGGCCUACACAGCGGAAGAUACACUUUUGCAUUUGGAACCACUGUCUAGCUGGGCCGGUAUUGACUUUAUCAACGACCAAGUUGUAGAUAUUGAUUUUGAACGAAAAGAAAUAGUACUAAAGUCAAACGAAGAUCCAGUCUCCUUUGAUGCUGUAUCUUUGGACAUUGGGUCGGCAAGUCGAGGAUUGAAAACAACAAAGGGUGCACUGGAAAAUACGAUACCGACAAGACCCAUUUCGGAUCUUGUCAAACGUUUUGAUGCCGAGACGCAAAAAUUGAGGGCAGGAGAUUCUAGUGCUAAAAUACAUGUGGUCAUGAUCGGUGGCGGACCAGCUGGUAUUGAGCUCUCCAUGAGUGUCAUGGGACGAUGGAAGCCCAUUGUUGGUAAGGACAAUAUUCGUGUGACAGUAUUGAACGCUGGAUCCGAGUUGGUUUCGUCGGAAACGGACCUGAAUCGUCAGACUCUCGUGGCUGCCAUGGAGGAACGUGGGAUUGAGGUUCGGCAGGAAUCCUAUGUCCAGGAAGUCAAACCCAACUGUGUGGUUCUCGAAAGUGGCGAAGAAAUCUCCUGUACGCAUUGCUUGUGGGCUACCGGGGCAGAAAGCCAUUCAUUGGCCUUCCAAUUAGGAGAUCGGGGAUUGGCAGUGUCAGAUCGCGGAUACAUUCGGGUAAACCAGUAUUUGCAAAGUGUGUCCCAUCCCUUUGUGUUUGCUGCUGGCGACUGCAAUGUCAUUGAAGGCCUAUCAAAACCAAGUCCGCCAAAGGCAGGAGUCUUUGCCGUUCGGUCGGGUCCAAUCUUGGUGGAGAAUCUGCCCAAGUGUCUAACCGGAAAGACUACAAAGGAAUCGAACGAUCUUACGGCUUAUGUUCCACAAGAUGACUUUCUAAAGUUGCUAGUUUGUGGAGAUGGAACUGCAAUUGGGUUUCGGUUUGGCUUUCCUAUUCAAGGAAAGUGGGUCUUUGACUUGAAGGAUGCCAUUGACCGAAGUUUCGUGAACUUGUUCAAGGAAGAGAAUCUGCCAGAAUUGGAAGAUGGGAAGCCCUAUGAUAACUCACAAUACGAUGCCACUGCAGAUCGACGUCCACCUUUGGAUCCAACUGAUGCAGCAGAAAUCUGGAGAAGGACCGAUGACGAUCUAAACUACGAGGAGGCGUGGGAUGUCAUUCGUGACAUGGCUGCCGAUGAGCAAUACAAGAAUUCGGUCCUCGAAAUUCUGGCAGACCGUUUUGGCGCAUGA
Molecule: messenger RNA, 1401 nt
Organism: Cylindrotheca closterium
Lineage: Eukaryota; Bacillariophyta; Bacillariophyceae; Bacillariales; Bacillariaceae
Source: the annotation of a GenBank genome assembly